AUGGAGGAAAGGAAGAAGAUGCAGGGAGACGACGACGACGCCGACGACGACGACGACGACGACGACGACGACGACGACGACGACGACGACGACGACGACGACGGUGACAGCGACGACGACGGUGACAGCGACGUUGGCAAUGAGCGUGGUGGACUAAGAGUUUUAGGAAAAGGACAAGGAAAAUGGUAAGGAGGAGAACAAAAAUGGGCAGAACCAGGAAGAGGAAGACAAGGCAAGGCGAGGACGAGAACAAGGCAAGAAGGUAAAGACAUGGAGGACUAGGAAUAAGACAUGGACGACGAGGAAGUCGAGGGAACCUGGACGCGGCAAAUCAUUGUUAGGGGAAUGAAGGAAGGACAGCGGGGAUAAUGAGGACGCGGACGGAAUUAAUAAAAAGAAGAGGAGGAGGAGGAGGAGGAGGAGGGGGGGGAACAUGGCCAUGAUGCCGAAAAGGGAGAACAUGACAUGAAGGAUGGCGAAGGCUGUAAGGAAGAGCGAUUAUACCAUUGAGGCCAUAACCAAGCUACAUUUCAUAUGGCAUUUCCUGACCGUGUAAUGAACUUUCUCAUCUCAGUUGAUCUCUGGAUGUGCUUCUACACGAGAAGAAAGUGAUGGCCCAGCAAAUAGCACCGCCGAUGAUAUUCACGGUUUCGGCUAUCCGUUUUAAUUUUUAUAUCAAUUGGUAAGUCGUUCGAGCAGACAUUAUCUUAAAUAUGCGUUACGGUGAGUCCUUUUUGGGGAGUUGUCUGCGGUCGGAGGGAGAUCAGGCUUCAGAACUUUGCACUCCUUCCUAGGAUAUCCUCCAAGCUUAUCCGCGCUAGCAUUGCAAAUAUCGGUUGCCUUAAGUGGACGUAGAGUACAACCAGAGUACAACCAGUCAACCAGUGCCUGCGCAAACGAGACGAGCGACAAAAUCGCGCCGACCCCAAAUUCUGGCGAGCGAUCCCGUACAUCAAGUAGAGUACAACGUUGUAUAUGCGAUUCACUCUCGCCCUCUCUUUCCUCACCCCUAACUUGAUCCUUGACGCAACCACCAAGUCCUUGCAUCUAAAUUGUCUGCUUUUCCGUCCUACGAUUAGACUCUUCAUGCGUCCAUGGUUCAGCUGUGUCCACAGCUUCUUGCUUGUUUUAAAUGCAUCUAUCUGCUUGUAGUCUACAGUCCAGCGCCCUGCUUCGUCAAGAUGGUUCGCCUUCCCCAUGAGAGGUUCCAGACGUACCAACCAAACGACCUGAUGUAUUGGGACACACGAGAGUUCGACGGUGUCCACCAUGUGCCCCACAGCAGGGUGGGGCAGGGAUGGUGACACGCGCGGGGUUUAUAGUGCUAGUAGACUUGCGCCGCAUCUACCACACUCCCCCACCUGGGUCCAGCGUCAAAGCGGAGUCAAGAAGACCGGAGACGGGGGAGGACGCAGGUGGAUGGCAAGGUCGAGCCCGCGCCUUGACGUUCCACUCCACACCUCCUGGUCCACACAACAAAUAACCGCGUUUUUGACCAACAACAACAGAGAUCGGAUGGUGGCGCGGCCGAAUGCGCACCUAGGUGUGUCGCCAACGCCUAGCUCGGAUUCUACACAGUGCGAGUGCCAUAAAAGCCACAUCUAGAAGAGGCAUUGCAGCCUGAAUCUCAGACCACCAGUCGACCACUCCAUUUAAACCCAAAACACUGGGCAGACUACGCGGUCCAUGUUAUCUGGUCAGUUGGCAGCCUUCCAAGCCACAGCUUUUAAGGCACCUUGAUAGCUUCAAGCGCGUCAGAUUGUUUAUAGUGAGGAGAAAAUCCGCUGUGCCGUCGACCUGACUCUCCCCUUCCAUGCCCGCAGCCCAGCCACUGUCCGAGCCGGUCAGCUGACUGCAGCGGGGAAUGAGCGUGGUGGCUUACAGUAGUCUAGUGACCUAGUCUGCGCGCGCCAAAUGCACGACCUGGCCCCCCAAACACACACACAAACCAGGAUUUCACACAACGGGGGUUGGGCGGCGUAUCGCACAUGCGUGAGAGUGCCGUGUAAUGAGCUGUUUCAGCCCGGUCCCCAGCCCACCAGUCCGCCACUUCGCACAAACACACACACACACUCACACACGACAUUUCGACCGUCGGUUUCGACGAUGUCCACCGUGUGCCCCACCAUGUGCAGCAGCGGUGGGAGCAGGGACGGUGACUUGCGCAGGGGUUUAUAGUGCCAGUAGACUUGCGCUACAUCUACCUACACCCUCUCCUCCUCCCCCGCCUGAGCCCGGUGUUAAUACAGAGUCAAGAAGACCGGAGACGAGGGAGGCCGCAGGUAGAUGGCUCGGCCGGAUCCUCACCUUGGUGUUCCACCACACCCCCUGGUCCAAACAACAAAUGACCAGGAUUUCAACCAACACAAAAGAGGUUUGGAGGCCGGCACGGCCGAAGCCUCAUCUAGGCGUGCCGCCAACGCCUGGCUCGGAUCCCGCACUGUGGUGGGAGUGCCAUAAAGGCCACAUUAAAAGGAGCCAUUGCAGCCUGACUCUCAGACCGCCACCAGUCAAGGCGGAGGUCCAAGUUACCCCGUCAGUUGACAACCUUCCAAGCCACGGAUUCUAGCGCAUCAUGGUAGCUGCAAGCGCGUCAGAUUGUUUAUGGUGAGGGAAUGCACUGACUAGUCCACCUCACCCUCUAUUCCCGUCCCCAGGCCCCGGCCACUGUCGGAGUCGGUCAUUUGUAUGGUGCUGAGAAUGAGCCCAGUGGCCGACAUCGUCUGCGCGUGCUAUUUACAUGACCUGCCCCCCCCCCCCAAACACCCAAUGAGAGUUAGGCUGCAUGCAUCUCACAUGGGUGAGACUGCCUGAGGUCCUGCUAGGAAUGAGCCAUUGCAGCCUGACUCUCAGUCCAUGAGUCCGCCACUAAGGUUGACUGAGUGGACCAAUUUGAAGCGCCAUUUGACAACCUUCUAAACUACGGUACUUAGCGCGCCGUGAUCAUCUCAGGCUUGGAUCCCGCAUGCAGCAGUCACGACUGUCUCUGAUGAUGGGUUUCAGUGAGGGUCCGAAACGUCCGGCCAAUAAACUUUUUGGCCUAUGCUACGCCACGCCUUAGCUAACCAUUGCCCUCACAGCCUGGUUUGUGCUAGCAUCUCCCAUACACCUGGUUCCCUGCCGGUAGAUGCGCUUGCGCUCCCAGUGGGUACACAGGUGUUGAGCAUGGCUGUCCAGUCAUCACCCUCGUCUUUCUGACCCCUGUUGGGAUGUUGUUUUUGGUGAAACAUCCUGAUCGAGUGUAUGUUGUGGACCAGGGGGUGCGAAGUGGUACGCCUAGGUGGGGGUCCAGCCGUGACAGCCAACUGCGCCCUCUUCCGCCUUCGCUCUUCUUGACUGUGUCUUGACAGCAGACCCAGCUGGAGAUGAGGCGAGAGUGGGAUAGGCGCUGUGCAGGUCAAUUGACUAAUUCACCUGCAAAAGGAGGAGAGUCAUUUAAUGUGAUUGUGAUAUAUUGUCAGCUUACUAAUUUGUAUUUGAGAAGGUACGAAAGUUUCCCUGACAUUCGGAGAGGGAUUGUAGAAAAUUAUUCAAAACCACAACGUAUCUCGGUGACCAAGAAGCCCGACGAGUCGUGUAACAAAUAAAUUGAAAGAACGAUAAUACGGCCUGCUACUGAUGCGCCGUGCUCAAUCCGCUUCUGAUCCUUCGCUACUUGUGCCUCCGAGACCCCCACGUUGGUAGAAAAUUAUAGGGUAAAUAAUUAACACACCUACUCAGACACGGACUAAUUACGUGGACGCUGUCUACUGCCUUCCAUAUCGAGGCAAGGCUACCUAAGUUUUACGUACCAAGUAGGCGAACAUUUGCCGAAUAUGUUAAACUCGCAUGUUUUCCGACACAGUCUUGCGCUACUUAGGCUGUUAAAAGUAGACAUAACAUUCCUCUAUGCUCAUUGACAUAACGGGUGUUAUAACCCCUUGGCUACAAAAAUCACAAAACUUCUCGCUUGAACAGUGCUCGCCUCAACACGGGAUAUGAGUGAUCGUAUGAAAGAAACCACGCAUCACUGAUCAGUCCUCAGGUUUACCUAGACGUGAUAAUACUCGUCAGUCCUUUUGAGGAUCAGUGAGUCAGGAAUAAAUUACUAAACUUAGAAACCUUCGAACUCGAUUGAUUUGAGGGCACGAUAACUCCGUAAAACUUAUUUAAAACUGGAGCGCCUUAGGCACCGGUUCAAACAAAAGUGCAACCGAAAGCCUAGACACGCAUUUCACUGACUGACUGGCCGACCUGUGGUCUGCGACCUCGCAAUUCUUAUCUGCGGCAUAUUUUACCAACUUCGCCAUUUUAGCUGCUUCUAAAGUGCUGUGGCUAAAAUUUAGCGUUGCAGAAUUAUCGGAUAACCCAGUACGAACUCCAAGUAGGUAAAGAAGUCGCUGAGUCUUCCAGUCUCUAAAGAGACACGAACAGGGUGCUUACAAAUUUUAAAAAUUGUCGGUUUUGAGAUCCUAACUGAAAACCCUUCAUUCUGAAAGAUUAUGUUUCCAGCUGUCUGUCACCAAGUCAAGUUGAGCACGUGCCAAAUGGUUGGGCUUUUGACGGUGUCGCUGUCAUUGCCCAAGACUGGCAGGAAAUAAUGGACAAAAAUGAACUGUCAUUCUCUUCAAUGCAUUAAUUUGUUCGAAUUUUCCUGGUGGAUUUCUGAGAAACUGUCACUUGUCUCGUGAAGUUUUAUUUUUGAUGGCCCCUCUGUGACCUCAGUGGCUGACGCGAGAACUUAAAAAGGAGAUCAACAAAAAGGAAGUUUGUGGAAGGAGUUUCGCGAAAACAACAACAAUGCAGCGUUUACAAAAUAUAAAGUUCAAAGAAAUAAGGUUGAAAGCCUGAUUUUCAGGAGCCGACGGGAUUUCGAGAGUAGUUUGUUCCGCAAAGCCGUUAAAAAUCCGAAAUUGCUCUACAGCUAUUAGCGGAAGAGCACCCGUAACAGGAAUCCCAUCCCUGUCGUGAGGAAUGAUGACGGUUUGGAGAUAUCGGACAGUACAAAUAAAUCUGAGCAUUUUUCUCAGCUUUCCAAUCCGUUUUCACAAGAGAAGCAGACGUUAUGCCAUCUAGUUCUGGGAACAUGGGAGAUCCCAGUAUUAAAAAUAUUGUGUUUCGAGAAGAAGCGAUUUUGGAAGAGUUGCGAAAAUUCCCAUAGCAGUAAUCAGAUUUUGGAAGAACUAAAAAGCUCGAAGGAAUGUAAAUCUCUCUGUCCGAGCGAGAUCCCAGCAAAGUUGCUCUUUGAGCUUGUCCGACAGCGGGCCAAACCACUAUCCUUUGUGCGCCAGAAAUCGUUUGAUGCUGGAAUCCUUCCCACAGACUGGAAAAUUACCCACAUUACACCCCUUUACAAAAGCGGUAGUCGUGCUCUUGCAACGAACUACAUACCCGUCAGCCGGACAUCAAUCUGCUGCAAGCUGAUGGAGAAAAUCAUCAAAAAGGAGUUGAUGACUUAUCUGGAAAGUCACAAUCUCUUGUCCAAUGCACAACAUGCUUUCCGUAGGGGAAGAUCAUGUGUCACGAAGUUGCUAUAUACAAUGCAAAGUUGGACAAAAGCACUGGACGCAAAACACACUGUGCAUGCGGCCUAUAUUGAUUUCCAGAAGGCCCUCGACAGUGUUCCGCGCCAGCGUCUCCUGUACAAGUUGUGAAUAAUGGGCAUCGGCGGCAAACUUCUAAAAUGGAUCGACAAUUUCCUCGUCGGCCGUUCCCAAGUUGUCUGCGUAGAACAACAGCAAUCAAGGCGCACAUUCAUAGACAGUGGAGUUCGACACGGCUCGGUGCUCGGACCAACCAUCUUUCUCUUGCUCAUCAAUGAUUGUAUAGAUGGGUUGGACUGUGAUAGUGCCAUGUUUGCAGAUGACAUAAAAAUCUUGAAAGUCGUCCAGAAUGCUGUCGAUGAGACCAACUUCCAAGAAAAUCUUUGUCGAUUAGACGAGUGGUCCCUCAGAUGGCUCAUAUCCUUCAAUUUGAAUAAAUGUACCCUAGUGCGCCUCGGAAAUCAGACUCCUAGUACGCGGCAAUACCAUCUGAAUGGAAUACCACUUCGAGAUUCAGAAACGCAGAAGGAUUUCAGAGUCUGGGUUACAGACAGCCCAAAGCCUUCUACACAAUUUUGUAAUGCAGCUAUACGCUAUCAAGCUGGCGUUCGCAGUUUUCGAUGAGGACUGCUUCUCCAAAGUCUUCGGCACGCUUGUGAGGCCGCAUCUCAAAUACGCAAUUCAGGCCUGGAGACCAUGGACGCAGCAGGUUACAAUCUGCUCGAAAGUGUGCAGAGACAGGCGACAAAAUUAAUAAGAGGUCAAGGUGCACUGCCAUACGAGAUCCGCCUAACUAACCUUAAUCUCUAUCCUCUGAGUUUUAGGCAGUUGCGCGGAGACUUGAUACAAACUUUCCGUACCGUACGUGGCUUGGACUGCACCCUCCGGUGCGACGACUUUUUCCAACUCGCCACUACAACUAACCUCCGGGGACAUCCCUUCAAACUACGUAUACCCCAGGGUAGAUUGAAUGUGAGAAAGUAUUUCUUCUCCAACCGUUUCGCGGAACCGUGGAAUAAUCUGCUCGAGCUGAUUGUUAUGUCUCAAUCUGUGGACACAUUUAAAUGUCGGCUUGAUAGACAUAUGCUGCAGCAAUAAGCGGACUAUGUGACUUUUUAGUCAUGAGACCAGUGACCUAUGUGAAUCAAUGUCUGCAUUCACUUAAAUGCUGUAGUUUCUUUACAUUUUUACUUAUUUUAUCGAUUUUUUAUGUACAAGUAGGGAGUUCAAGGGUGUAAGUCUAUUUCCCUCAAACACACAGACUGACUGAUAUCUAAAGCAUAAACACUGUGUUAAGUGCAUUUUAGAGGGGAUGGUAUACAACUGUCCUGCUAGGGAGGACAGGAGGACGUGGGUACUGACUACUUUGUUCGAUUAUUUUGAAACAUUUUGAUGUGAAAUUUAUGCAUUUCGCACUAACGGCUCAGAGCACUGAGGGAAGAGGAGUCGAGGUGCUCAGCUCGGGUCUCUCCUGACGGCAGUAUCGGAAUUCGAACAUUGUUCCGCUGGCGCAACCAUCGUCUCUCGAAACGUUUGUCGGUUUUUGCCCUCGGAGGGGAGUUGCGUCACUGGGACUUACAGUAGUUGGGCUAACCCAUGAAAUGUAAACCGAAAUUCCGAAAUGCGUUUUCGUUUCGAAAAGACUCAUUAAAUAGGGCUGUAAAACCAAGCAUCCUGCAGCAUAAUUCCAUAAAAAUUCAAUUACCUCAGGGUACCGGCCUCCGAACUAAUUUCUUUUCGGCUGCAUGCAAAAACUCUACCCCGUAAAAAUGACCACUUAUGUAGCAUGAAAUUUUCUCAUUGAUUUUCGAUGCCCCUAAAGGCCGAGUUAUAUUUCAUGGAAAGCAUUCAUAAAAAUGUUCAUUAUUUUGCUCAUUCGGUAGAUAGUUACGUCUUCCUCUAAUUUUAUACUCGAAAGAGUGAUAUAAUCCGGUUUUCAAAAACUUUUCCAAUUCCCGAAUAAUUUUGAACGUACUCUUCCGUCACCCUUGGAUUCAAGAUUUCCGAACUACCAGUCGUACAUUUUCCGCGUACGGAAAAGCACACAUUUCUCUACGAUAAUAAAGAGGGACCAUCUACAGUUCACAACAUUAAGCAGUGGAUUUGAUCCAAUUUGUUAAAUAUACAAGCCACAUUGGUAAACGCAGAGAUGUGACUAUUUAACAACGGCCAUUUCACGACAUUUAAAAGUCCCACAAUUAGAAACUUUUUUGAAACCGAAUGAUGUCACUCCUUCGAGUCCAAAACUAGAAAAAGACGUAAGUUUCUACCGAACUUACAAAAAAACGAAUAUUUUUAUGCAUGCUUUGCAUGAAAUAUAACUAGACUUUUAAGGGCAUCGAAAAUCAAUGAGACAAAUUCAUGCUAAUUAAGUGGUCAUUUUUACAGAGUAUGGUUUCUGCAUGCAGCCGGAAGGAAGUUCACUCGAAAGCCGACAUCCCCCGGGUAACUGAAAUAUUAUAUAAUUAUGUUGCAGUCUGACGAGUUUUACAACCCUACUUAAUUAAUAUUUUCGAAACCAAAACUCAUUUCGGAAUUUCGAUUGACAUUUCAUGAGUUAGCCCACCUACUAUAUUUGACAACAGAGAACACAGUAUAAAGGGGAUGGCCGAAGGGCUUUUCGAUGCAUGCAACAAAGCCCUGAUAAAUCGGAUUUAAAGCGGGAAUUGGCGACAUCAAAGAAUGCGAUUGGAUCACAGGUGUACCUCCAGGUGCCUGUUUAUAGUCCAUCCAAUGAGAUUACACAUCGAUGGCGAGUGACAAACACAUUACCUCCGUAUUUAUGCUAUUGUGCGUCCUCUCCUGGAAGCGUUAAGAAUCCACGCGUAUACAAUCUGUAGUCAUUCAUGCGUAGGUCUGUGUAGUUACAAACCAGCGCCAGCUGCCAUUCAGAAAAUUUCAUGCAGAACAGGAAGAAUUUCUGUCGAGUGGGCUAGACCUAGCAACCAACAGACCGCUAUCUACUUUUCUUAGCACACCGGGAACAGAGAUUGGCCGUAUUAAAGUGGCACUUUAGUGCAUUCAACUAUCCCCUUGCCAUGACGAAUUUUGCAUGACAAUCAUUGCCCCGGUCAGGGCUUUCGGAUUCGUCCGUAGCCGCAUCCUAUAAAGCGGCUACGGCUACAAGCACGAUCAAUCUAGUAAACUUAGGCCGGUACCAUCCUGGCUUUGCCAUCUAACACGAAUUUUCUAUGCAAAAUUUAACGCUAUAUACAGUAGGUGGGUUAAUUCAUGAAAUGUUAACCGAAAUUCCGAAAUACUUCUUCGUUUUGAAAAUAUUAACUAAAUAGGGAUGUUAAACUAAGCAUCGUGUAGGAAAAUUCCAUAAUAAUUCAGUUGCCUCUGGGUACCAGCCGUCGAACUAACUUCUUUUCGACUGCACGCAAAAACUAUUCGCCGUAAACAAAUGACCACUUAAGUAAUAUGAAAUUUUGUCGGUAAUUUUAGCUGCCCUUAAAAAUUCAAUAACAUUUCACGGAAGACAUGCAUAAAAAUAUUUCUUUUUUACUCAUUCUGAAUAAAAUGACGUCUUCUUCCGAUUUUAUGCUCGAAGGAAGGACAUAAUUCGGUUUUAGAAAAAACUUUCCUAACCCCCGAAUAAUUUUGAACCCUGACAUGCCGUUACACUCGCAUUCAGGGUUCCCAAAUCACAAGCCGUAUAUUUUCGGCGUAGGUAAAACCACAUGAUUUUCUACGUUAUUAUGAGGACAGUAUAUGGGGUUCAUAAAAUUUAGCAUUUUACCGAAAACAUGCAUAAUAAUAUGCAUUCUUUCGCUCAUUCAGUAGCAAAUUACCCCUUCUUCCAAUCUUAUAUUCGAAGGAAGGGUAUUAUUCGGUUUUCAAAAACUUUUCUAAUUCCCGAAUAAUUUUGAACCCGAACUGCCGUGACACCUGCAUUCAGGGUUUCCAUUUAGGAUAUUUAAUCUCAACCUUUGUAAAACCCUUACUGUCUAAAAUUGUUGAGCAAAUAGUGACAGCAUCCAAGUCGCACUUAUUUUACUUUGAACCUUCAUUGAUCCUGCUGGCCUUUCCCAAAAUUGGCGAACUCUUCGUGAAUUGCAUUGACUUUUGUAGUAAAUUCUUUUAGGUUUCAUUCUGAGAACGCUUAAAGUCCCCCAAUUCUAAGUCAAAAAUUGUUAAAGAACAAAAGCAAUAAGGAUGUACAGCUGGCGAAAUCAACUGUCUCAUGACGUUGCUUGUUAGAACAACAUUCUCAGCAGUCAAAUUGACGCCUGGGAUGUCUCUCCGCGGGCCAGCUGAAAUAGGAGAGUUGAUUACAAUAUCCUCAGACUUGUCUGGUUCAACAGGCCUACAGACAAGAUGGGAGCCGGUUAAUACGACAGAUAUGUGCUUUGAUGGGAAGAUUCCCUAGUCUAGCCAAACUGUCUCAGUCCUCGCACCGACAAGCAGGUCGAAAGGACGCCGUCGACUGAGGGCGUCUGGUAUCGGGGAUAAAAUGCAGUUUAGUACCUGUGUCAGCACCUGAAGGGUGGAUCUGCAUAUCACGAGGAGGACUUCUGAGAAAUGAACCGAGAUCUCUCUCUUAGGUCCGUCGAUUGUUUUCUGCUCCCAAUCAUGGAGACUGUCGCAUGUCAGUUAAGACAGGGCAGUCAAUGGAACCUCUUUGAUCCAUAUUUGCUCGGCAAUAUUCAAGAACGAACUCACCAACUCAUUGUUAUGAGCAGUAACUGCUCAGAGUUGUUCAUCUGAAUUUUUUUAUUUUAAUCUCUAUAGCUAAUUGUUCGAUGGUCAACAUUCGCGUCGUUAAUUGUUGCAAUUUCAUCACGUGCGUUGGAUAUUGGUGUGAUGAUCGCUCGACCAUCUGACCCACCGACCCGGGAGUUGGGAGAAGUGUUCACUUGUGCGUUCUCCGCGUGGCUAAUUACUCCGCCUAGACAAAUUCCCAGCACUGAGUAUGGAAGGGGAAGGUCAUUGCACUUAUUACUGGACUUGGGGCCAGCAAACCAUGACUCAAACAGCUCCCGACUUACGCGGUUGUCACCUCUUGCGAGAAGUUCGACCUCAUCGAAUUUGAAUGUGUGGCCGGGCCUCGUCGAAUGAGCCGCAACUCGAGAGCUGGCGUCAUUUCUCAGCACCACUGCAGCAUGUUCGGCCAUUCUCGUUCGGAGCUGUCUUCCGGAUUCUCCGACGUAGUUACUUUGUCCGCAACUGGACCAGAUCCGAUAAACGACUCCAGACGUUUCUAGCCGUGGCAGUGGGUCUUUCGGUUUCAUUACUUGACGCCUGACGGUUGCCUGUGGUCUAUGUGCACCUCCAACCGCAAGUGGUGCGAGAAGGCGGUCGACAGCUUCCAAACGCUCUUGACAUACGGAAGCGCCCGAAAAAAAUUGGUGCCCGUGCGGUUAGGCUUUUCGUCCCUUUUGCGUAUGCACCGGUUGACAAAGUUGCGCGGGUAGCCAUUGGCUUUGAAGUCCCGUCGGAGUUAUUGUAGUUCGGCAAUCUUGUCUUCCGGCUCACGGCAGUGCGUUUCGACACACCGAUAGAGCGUCCUUACACAACUGCGUUUGUGGCUGAUUGGGUGGCUGUUGUUGAAGUUCAGUACUUGCAUCGUACUUGUCUUAUUAAUCGGUAGAGUUAUUUCAAGUCAGGCGCAGCUCUGAAAUCAGCAAGAAGAAAGACAAAUCGUUGCGUCGCUAAGUUCGCCAAAGAUUUUGCCUAGCGUGGGCAAGAUAAAGUGCGCCAUCUCGUCAGAAAUUAACUGAUGGACUUAAAAUGUUGAGAAUCUAAUUAAUAGCCCGAGCCAAAAGAUAUUUCAGUGGCACUCUCACAGUAACCGCAAAAGGGCCGCGCCUUACUCAAAAUCCUCCAGCUGGCCGCCAAUGGCAUGCAGGUGCUCCGCAGUGGCGUAUAUUUGAAAAACCAUGUUACCGAUCUCCGGAAUUGGACCCGUACCGGAAAUUUAAAAAGGCAUUUUCAAAGUGCAUUUGCAUAUCUCUGACUGGUCAUUGGCUGGUUUUAACUACUACGCGGUUAAUGCAGUUCAAAUAUUCAAAUCGAGUUUGGGACCAAAUUUAAACGAUUGUAAUCAAAAAAGAUAAUUUCAAGAUCAGCAUCAAAAAUGCAAUUAGAGACAGAUGGUCAGAUUUAGUAUGGGGAACUCUGGGUUGAUUCAAUGAUGAUGUAUAUUAAGAAUCAUGUGACAACAUAAAUUCUGCAAAAUAUGUGUCUACUGACAACAUCUAAUGCCCAGUCUGUUAAGUCUUGGGUUGACUUGAAAUGACCUACUGUUUACAAGAGAUGAGAUCCGAGUUUCUGAUAGUGCGGACUGUUUUCUCUCAUAAAUAUUUACCAGUGUGGAGGGAAUGGCCACAGAAAUGCCGGCAGACUGAUGCAGAACUGAUUAUCUCUGGCUACCAUCUGCGACCAAUUUACAUUACUAAUGCCGGAACUCUUCAGCAACUUCGCAUCAAAAUUCAAUUUUUCGCAAUUCGGAUAAACAAAUGGAGCGAAAAGAACCACCACCGUUCUUUUUAACAGAAAGAUGAAAGGAAAGUCUGCAUCCCGGCUGUUUAUAGUCCUUGCUUAGAAAAAUAGCCAGUAAACUAGUAUAGCUUGAUAAAUAUCUAAUUUUCGUUGCCGUUGAAUUUCGCAAGUACAUUUACUUUGUCGUAGCCUUCAAGCCCAAGUGGUAUCCCUUUUCAGUCAGUCAUACCUGGUGGAAAACUUGCACCUAGGAUGGACUUGCUUCCCUGUGACUUGAUUCACGGGCACUCAUAGCUCAAAUAUCUGUAUGUUUUGGCAAUCACGAGCCUAAUGAAUGGGGAACAGUUCACAGAUACCAGCCUAUAGCUUACAGUUAAUUUAGCUCAACCUCUGACCGUUUAACAGAGUACGUAGUAUACCUCGUAAAGAUCCCAUUUCGCGUGUCUGCAAUUCCCUCAUGCCUGUCUCGGAAACUCCAAGGACCGUCUGCGACUGUCUCUGACGAUAGAUUCGAGUGAGAAUCCGAAACGUCAGGCCAGCAUAGUGCUUGUUCCAACGAUUGCAUCUUACUCUGCAGAAUCGUAGCAGUCGCCCGACUCACUCAACUCCCAAUCGGCAAGAUGCCUUUUCUGACUUAUAUGCAUUUUUUCAAAUGACAUUGACCUUAAAUACCCGCACCGACAUUUAAAUGAGACCUGAACUGAAAGUGGAUUGGGACUGGUCAGCAAGACUUCUUGUUUGAAGGCCUCCCUAGAGAAUGUUUAGCGAGUUCUGGGGGUGGUAUUCAAAAUAGAAUCGGUUCGUUCUCUUGUUCGCGGAAAGACAACCCUACCUAUGAGGCACCAAAAUUAAGUGUGCCAUCUAGUCCUUAUUAUGAAUCAAAUGGUCUGACCUAGAGGCUGAUUAGUCAUCCCGCGCAUAAGUGGUUUCUUUGGUGCAGCUUUAAAAUUGUUCCUGGUUCUAGGUAGUAUGACUACGCAGAGGAAAACACGCCUGCGUUGCAAUCCAGAAAGGCCGCCCAUUGUGAUAUUCUAUUCAGUACCUUGUCUCAUGCAACUGUUUAGAAAUGACAUUAUCUACUCCCUGGUGUCUGCAUCGCUGGCUUGUCGUAUUCUUUCAGUCCUAAGAGGGAAUUUUAGCUUUGCCCACCUAAACUUUUCAGAUAGCAAGGUUGAGCAGUCAGCAUCGCCCUGCAAGAUACAAAUACUCACGAAGUCUACCAAUUUGUAGAAAGCAAGAGUGGUGAUGAUGACUGUGGGGGGAGGGGGAGGAGGAGGAGGAGGAGGAGGAGGAGGAGGAUCAGACGUCUUUGUAAGGCAUUACCCUUAGUAGGAGUGCCAGCAGUAUUGAUUAAACACUAAUAACAGUAAUAAUGACGACAGUUGUAAUGGUAAUAGCAAUAAUGAUGGGAGAAGUAGUAGCAUUAGUAGUGGUGGUGGUGGCGGCGGUGGUGGUGGCGGCAUCGGUAGUAAUAGCAUUAGUAGUAGUAGUAGUAGUAGUAGUAGUAGUAGUAGUAGUAGUAAUGGUAAUAGGCCCAAUAAUGACAGCGAUGAUGAUGAUGAUGAUGGUGGUGGUGGUGGUGGUGAUGAUGAUGAUGAUGAUGAUGAUGAUGAUGAUGAUGAUGAUGAUGAUGAUGAUGAUGAUGAUGAUGAUGAUGAUGAUGAUGAUGAUGAUGAUGAUGAUGAUGAUGAUGAUGAUGAUGAUGAUGAUGGUGAUGGUGAUGAUGGUGAUGACGAAGACGACGACGAUGACGACGACGACGACGAGACAGAGGAGGAUCAGGCAUCUGUGAAGAAGAUGGCGUCACUGACGAGGAAAAUGAUGGAGACACCUUAUACUGCAUGCAAAUAA
Spirometra erinaceieuropaei is the source of this 13817-nucleotide messenger RNA. Lineage: Eukaryota; Metazoa; Platyhelminthes; Cestoda; Diphyllobothriidea; Diphyllobothriidae. The record is from the annotation of a GenBank genome assembly.